CUUCUGUAGGCCAGAAUGUUUUCAAGUUUCGUCACAUACUCUUAUAGUUUUAGAAUCAAUUGUUUGACCUGUGAAGUUUAACUACAUAUCAAGGUGAUGUGGCGCUGUAAACAAUCUUUGAGUUCUCAGUUUUAGAGUUUCUCAAAGUAGUGUAGGUCUGAUAUUGGUAGACAUUCCUAUACUUGUAAAUUAUUGUUUGGUAAAUCACAAGAUCCAUCACAACUCAUUUUUGGAUUAUUUUCUGAAAUAACAUGACUUGGUAUGUUUACUUAUUUAUCCAAAAUUUUUCGAUUAAAAACAAGUCCUCGUGUCUAAGUUGGUUGACAAUAUCUUUACAACACGUAGUUUCUUCUGUUGUUCACACCAUACUCAUUAUAGUUUAGUGAACAUGUAGUGAGGCCUUUGAAUGUCAUCGGUUGUUGUAAUGGCGCUUGUGUAUUCUAAAAAUCAUGAAAUAGUCAUUUGGCUAAGUGUUGAUUCAGCAAUACGUAAACUAAACACAAUAACGUCACAUGAGGAUUUUCCAUACUAUAUGUAUAUACAUUUAUUACUCGAUCUAUCAAAUGUACAUCCUACAUUUGUCAAACUAGAUAUUCUUGAUUUAGCUGACAAAUCUCCUGAAUUUUUUGUCGUGCACCUGAUAUUUGCUUAUCUAUAGUUGUGACAGUAUAUUCAACUAUUAGUCAAGUUCAUCGCUUCUGAAAUAAAACCUAUUUCAUAUAAGUUAGAUAAAAUUGCCGCACAGCGACUACGUGACCGAGUAAAUACCAAAAUAUCGGGUUUAUGUGGUACUGGUAAAGAAUAAAACUACCUAUUAUUUUAUAUCGCUACCUGUUGAACCUCGCUUUUGGUCGUCUUCACAAACUCAGUGAGCAAUGCGUCCAAAACGUUUGAUGUUCUGUUUAAUUGUGCGUUAAUGGAGAGUGUAAGUAGUUGUCAUUCAUGACUAGUGACUUUCAUAUUCACAGACAGCUGAGUCCAAAAGUUCUAUUAAGUUCCAACGAAAUCAGCGAGGUGCUAUUCGGCAAUGUUUGUCAUUGAAAUGUAAUUCAAAGAAGUGCAUAAACUUAGUGAAAGUGGUUUACUCGAACAUUUAACUCAUUUGGAGCUUUUUGCAAGCUGUUAUGUUUGUGGACUUCAAGUGGUGUUCGUCAAAGUUGUACACUACCCCUAUGUUUAUUUAACUUCAUCGUAGACGUAAUUUGAGAGACAACAGUUUCUUUGUCUAACUUUUUAGGGGUUAUUCUCUCACUGCAUAAUUCACCUUUAGGCUUGAAAUACAGAAAAAAAUAGUUCUAUUUGGUAAGGACGCGGACAGAAUGUGGUUCCCCUGAAAUCUUGAGUAGGAACAUAAGCAAAUUUUUUGGACCCUCUUCUGUCUUACAUACAGAAUGUUGCUUCGGGAUUGGCCUGUGCCAUCGCCUAGAGUGAUCGUAGGUAAUGAAAUGGUUGAAUUCAUUGAACAUUGCACUUGGAUUAGAAGACUCAUCAGCUCUAGUCGGUUGGCGUGUAGUCAGAUUUUGGUUUUUUUCAAAAUUGUAUGGAUUACGGAGUAGGUGAUAUUUUUAUCUGCUUAUCAAGGUGCAACUAAUACUGUAUGGCAGUAUGUUUUAUUUUAUGGAUAAGAAAUUGGAAUGAUAAAAGUAAAAGGCAUGCUUAGACUGUAUGUUUCUAAUAGACGUCUUCUGCACAUUUCUUGCUAAUACUGGAAGUACCGAUUUAAAAAUGUAAGUUUGAGAUGCAUGGUACUAAGCGAUCCCGCUAAAUCGAAUAAGGCUGUAAAUUCUCAUCGACUAAUAUAGUAGGGACAUGUGCUAAGUGAGAACGACGAAUCAGUAGUUAAGGCAUUCAGGUUUCAACCACUACGUCGCAGAUUAGAACCCCACUCCUUCAGUUUAAACAACCAAGUAAUAUCCCUAGCCCUUUCACUUAAAUGUUCUGUUUAUUCAAACGUCAACAUUGGUACAAAAAGGUACCAACUAGAUAUGCUCCACAUAAAUCAUUCCCUAUGUGCGAGAGCUGGGAUACUGUCCGGGUGCCCAACCCGAAGCAGGUGGUUUUCUCAGGGGGUCACACCCGGAGUCUUUGACCUAAAGGUCUAAUCCACAAGGCAGUGGAGCAACGUCGGGAGAUACGGUCCUGUGGUAGCCGAUGACCGGCAACAGGUUUAUAAGCCUUUUGUUCCCUUAGGAUCCUGGAGCCCAUGUGCACCAUUGUUUUGGAAUCAGGGUUUUCCAACUCACCUAGGUGGAUCCUCCAUAUCCACUGAGCCGGUUAAAACACCAGACAUUCUCUUUUCGUCUUCAAAAUUUCAUAAACAACAGUAAUUUCGCGAGAAGGCGGUGAGUAGGACUUCCUGACAGUGGUUGUAUGCACCUGGCUAUGUGAUGCAUUUCGAAAGGGAGAGCUGACUUUCCCCACUCUCGGCCGUACCAGGGCAUUUUGGGGUAGAUUAUCGUUCGAGGACAAGGGCUGAACUUUGUACUUCGUAUAUGACUUGACUAAAAACGAGUUUGCGUAUGUCCAGCUACUCGGUGCCUUGACAUGAAAUCUUGGCUAGUAUAAGAAUAAGUUGAUAGAGAAGUAUGGGCGGAAUAAUCAAGGUGUAGCAUCAUUUUGUGGAGUUAUCGACUGCUGGAUCAAGGUCUGUAUGUUGGUCCAGACUACCUCGUUAGGGCCCUCUUGAUUAUCUCAACUGUUAGUUGGAGACGUUUGGUGAUUUGACUCGAAAUCCUUUACUGGCGUAAAUGCGAUCAAACCAUAUCUUCUAGAGCUAGCCCCAGUAUUUCUUCAUACACAAACCUCUUCAUUUUGUCUUGUUAAACCCUAUCCUGUAUUCAGUCUCUCUCACUGUCAUUGGUGCCAUAAUUAUUUUGGCUGGGUUUGUAUUCGUUAUAUUGAUUCCAUAUUAUCCUGCUCAGUGGUGUGGCGACUCGGGUUAACGCGUAAUUGCGUUAGUCUCUCUGUCGAUUAUAACUGACUGGUUACCAAAAAUGUAAUGUUUUUGAAGGAAGAAUAGCUUUUCAUUUUAUGAUGUUUAGUUUUGGAAAAUAGAUUACAACUUUGAUAAAAACUCAAAUAUACAAGGAAAUUUCAAGACACCUACUAUUUAAACAAGUUAAAGAGAAACAUUUUUAUGUUGUGUAGUCCAAAGUAAAAACAUACAUAGGUUAGCUAAAACAACAAUGUUCUGUCGUCGUUUUCCUUUGAAACCCAUACAAUACAUUCCGUGUUUAAAUCACUUGAAUCUACUUAGCAAACCAGAACAAUCAGAUGUGAAAGAUGAAUGGAUGCCCAAUCGAUUUCUAGUACAAUUUGUUGAUUAUAUCUCUUUUGUCUCUCAUCUAUCACAUGUUCAAAUUUCUUCUGUUUUAGAUAUUAAUGAUUACAUGGACCAGACAGAUGAAUUGGUAUUGAUCAGUCAUGAAGCAAAAGAAUUUUAUGAUGAAAUUCGUGGACUAGUUGUUGUCUUUUUGCUAUUCACCAUCCUUUUCUUUAUUGCUCAUAUCACACUGCAGUAUUUUCUAACUAAAACGGAAUGUGAGCUAAAGCCAUAUCGAGGUGAACGUUUAGCUUACCAACUAGUCUUGGGUAUAUGUACAUUUACACUGACGAUAGGCCUGACUUCAUACAGCUUAUUACCGUUCACCAUCAUCACCAAUGAGAUUCUAAUUAUUUUUCCUAAAUCUUAUUAUGUACAAUGGUUAAAUGGGGAGUUAAUACAAGACUUGAUAUUGCUUAUUAAUAUCGGGUGUAAAAUAUCUUAUUUAACUAUACCAUUUUCUUAUUUUCUGUUAAAUUCUCAAGGAUUUCUAUACAAAUCACAUUCCUUGACACCACGCUUGGUUUAUUCUUUCACAAUGGUUUUAUUCUUUUACAUUUUAUGUUUUGGUACGUCAUGGUCGCUAACCAGCUUUGUAUCAGCAUUGAAUUAUUAUUUUUUAUCAGAUGUGUUACCUACUAGUGAUAGCAACUCAUUUCUUACAUCCCAGACUUAUUUUUCUGUCAGUCCUACUCAUCACCUUGACUAUUAUGAAAAUCACCCAAUUUCACUUCUCCUGGAUUACGUGAAGUCUGUUGGCUGGAUAAGAUUUCUUCAGGACGUUUUCAUUCAGGUGAUAUUUAUGUCAGCCUUAGAAUUAAUUCAAAUGACAGCCUCUUUAUUAGGACUGUUAUUAUUAUUUAUUUGUACUCCAGUGGGUCUACUGUCUAUCGUCUUAAACCUAAUCACAAUCAGUAUACAUUCUUUACCGAAUUUAAUACCAAAGCAAACAUUGCAUAAUCGUAUUGAACAAUUAAAUUUUGAAGCGUUAACCGUCAUGGAUGACAUUAAUUGUGUCCAACUUCUGUAUACUGCUGGCAAUACGAUGAAUGAGGAAGAUAAUUUUUUGGUUCAUAAAUCAAUCUGUUUUCGGAAUUAUACCGAUGUCAAGUCAAAAGAAGAGUUAUUACUCAAGUAUACAAAUGAGUUGGAUUUGUUGAACUUAGAAAUAUUACAGAUUAAACAACGUAUAAACGCACGUACGUUUUUGCGAUUUAUGCGCGAAUCUACACACUUACUUUUUUAUUUCUUCUGUUUAAUCUUGCUUUUUGUUCUGUUUCGCUUAUUGGAAUCGUUUGUAUUCUUCAAUAUCAUUGAUCUCUUAUGGAGUAUGGUUUUUGGCAGUUAUGGUAGUAAAGACAGCAGUAGUUAUUUGGUGGCUACGGAAAGCAAAGAUUAUUCAUCAUUUCCGGGUAAUUCUGCAGAUUACAGUUUUACACUUGGCUUAAAACCUGUUUCGUCACUUGGACAUAUUGGGGCUGCUUUCCAGGUAAUUUUUUCAUUUGCAUAUGCUCUUGUGUAUGUAAAUAAGCGAGAUAUAACUGGUUCCAAACAUUUUUACCGUGUCUGCUUAUCUGUAAUCAUAUGGUAUUUUAAAUGGCAAUUACAUAAACCACUCCCAUUACACUUAAUACAUAAUAGUUGAGACGUCCUAUUCUGCUAAGUUUACAAAGCUUUUCAAUAUAUUGCUGUUUGAAUGGUAUUGAUUGGGCAUCAUACACGCAAGCUUCUCACAUACAACCAAUCUUCAUCAAAUUGUGUUUGUAAUAUUAAAGAACUUGUACCUGUUCUGAUAUUUCGAUUCCAGCGAUAAAUAGCUGUGCUUGUACAUGCUUCAUAAUGAUAUUCUGAAACCCUAUUUUGGAGUAUGAAUUAGACCGGAUUCUGAAUUCAAGGAUUAGAGAUACUGGUAGGUAUGAAUAACGUCUUCCAGUCAUUUUUAUUACUUGAUUAGUAAGUCAGUUGACAUACGGGCUUCUACGGAUAUCUACACUGCAUGUGAUUUUAUGUAUUAAUAAUACAGUUCAAGCCGACCAUUAAUAAUUAUGCUCAUUUUGCUCCAUAAGCAUAGUGUUCACCGUUUUGCUGUAUAAGUAUAAAGUACACCACAGUGCUGAUGGAUUUGGUUUGAUAAAGACGUUUAAUAUAUGAAAGCGUAUUUAGGUUUUUACGCCAUCCACUACUUGUACACGUCAUGUGGCUCAAUGGUUCCAGCCGAAGUUUAAGCUCCUAUGGGAUUUGUUCCACCUAUUAGGUUUAUGAAAACGAGUUUCCUGACUUGCGCCCCCAUAAUAAUCGCGGCGAAAUUCCUGUAUAUGCAGUCAAAGGGUAGGAAUUUUUGUGUUUGCGUCUAUCGUUAAUAAACGAAAAAGUUCUCAUGGCACCAAGAACAUUAUUCAACAGUUUUUGUUAUUUUCCUUGAACACUUGCGUUUACAACAGACAUCAUACUGGAUUAUCUUUUUUCACUUUUAAUACUUGUUUUAUUAUGAUGUUUCAAAAUCUCUUUAAUAAACACAAGUAGUAAACAAUCAGGGAAUUUCACCUGUUGACCAAAAUAUCUAGUGGUUUUAGGUAUAAUAGGUUUUGUCUCCAAUGCUACUUUGCUAAAAUUGUGUAAUUAUUAUAGAAUUUAUAUUUUCAAACCUAUCGUUAAAUAUAAUAAAUAAUACUCAAGUUUUACAACAUUCUGUUUAUCGCGUUCUCAAUUGAUUGAUUAUUUCCUUUCUAGGUCUGUCUGGUGCUGUUUCUUCUUGUAUUAAGUUUGUGGGGUUUUUACUCACUCCCAUGUGCUCGUUCUCUUCGACCGAGAUAUCACGCAACGAGUUUGGAUAUUAUGUUGGCGAACAUUUUGUUAUUCCUAAUGUUAAGUGCCGCACUUCCUCUGCAAACCAAUCUGCUAGGAUUAACCACACUCACCUUACCUAGUCCACUUAAAACAGAAGCUAUCAUGUUACCCACAUAUUCAGAAUGUUCAAGUCAUGUCUGCGAAUCUUCACAAAGCCGAUUUAUUUGUGCUGAAAAUACGUCCAACUGUCCGAGUACAAAAUCGAGCAAAAAAUCUAUCAGUUGGUGGACAAAACUGAUCAGUGGCACAUACUUCGAUUCAUUCAACUGGUUUAAUUUUAUCCAUAUAAUUAAUCCAUUUAGUUCUUCCUCUCCGAAUAAUCUAGAUGAGUUAACGGUACCCCGCCCGAUCCAAUCUAAAAAACAAUCGAUUUUCCGUCAGUUUAUUUCUCGUGCUUUCGGCUAUUCAUCUGUUUCGCCUAGUUAUGGGCUAGGCCUAGUCAUAUUAACGUAUAACAUUUGCUUCCUGGUUUCUUCAAUGUGGAUUGCUGGCCGACGAUUAAGAGAUGCUACGUUGUCAAUUAGUUUAGAUGUGGUAACGACGAUUCGGUGUUUGCAUCAGUUGGACAUCACAUCUAAACCUAGUUCACACUUAGAACGUACGGAAUGGCUAAAUGAACUGCCUUGUACCAACGGUUCAGAAGAACUUGAUCGACGUAUUUACUAGUCAUAGUCUAUUCUAUCCUGUCGACAAUUCGAUUGUUAUGUGUGUUUACACAACUAGUGGAAAUAUUUGUAGUAUAUUCGUAGAUUUGUUUUCCUGCAUUUUCCUCUUUUGUCAAAGAACUAGUCGAUAUAUAUAAACUUUCAAGUCGAUAAAAUUGUAUUACUUGUUACUUCAAGUGAUCUCUUUGUUCGAGUAUAUUUUAAUUUAUGUCUUAUUUUCGUUCGAUACUUUGACAGUUAUUGGUUGCAAUUUCAUUCCUCUUUUGAAUAGCCAUUCGAUUUUCUUUAUUAUUUUUCGGUUUUUGGUUUUUCUCAAUUUCGAUAAUCUGUUGUACAAAAGAUCAUUAACUUAAUUCUAUGACUAGAAUUUUAUUUUGUACAUAAGUGAAUUGUAAAUGAAAUAAUCUUACAUUUGCAAUUGUUAUAAUUAUUAUUGCCUGAAAAGUGGGUUACUCUAAUAAAUGGAAGAUAUAUGUGAUUGUUUUUGGUUUUGCUUACGUGGCAAAUAAAGUAAGUGGAGGAUAUACAUAUCCCCAUAGUGACAUCGAUCAUUAAUAAUAUUUUGCUGGAGAUAUGGGAAAAUUACUAUUGGUCAACUUCUUAACUGCUCUUCUACUUAUUUCGAAAGCUAUUUAACUCUUCGUUAAGAAGAUACAUCAUAAUAUCAUAUACAAGUUCAUGUUCUUAACAUUUUUGAAAAUAGCUCUAUAUAUUUUGUGAUCCUCACUGAUGAUUCAUCUAUUUUGAUGAGAUCUCAGCUUUGGCUAGGUCUGAUUCAGCUAGUAUAUCUGGAUUUCUGCGCAACAGUAAUAGAGGAACACCAUCAUUAUGCUUUCUUUGUUUGAUGUACGGAAACGAGUGUUUCGGACAAGCCCAACUAUCAUAUGCCAACUAACUUUCGCCAGUCAAUCACCUACAAUGUAGGACCACAAACAUCGGUCAAAGUUGCCAUACCUCAUUAGCACAACAAGAUGAACACCGAUUUUUAGGAGCAGUUACUUCAGUGGUAAUAAUAUACAAAAAGACAUUCCAUUUAAGGAUAUGGUCCAAGGGGAAAUAACGUAUAUAUACACCUACGCCAUUGCGAUAGAUUCUAAGCCAUGUCACCCAGAGUGCGCAACCAUUGGUUACGUUAGUCACGCGGAUCCCAACUAAGUAAUCUGCAUAUACUAUCGUGGCUCAGACCAGAAGUUAGUGAUUUUGUGGACUGAUGCCACGUUUUGGUUUGGCCGCCCCUUUGUUCCAUCCGUCUCCGACACUAGUCACGACUGUGUGCCGUGGUAAUCGGUGGUUGGACGUGCGUAAUACGUGGCCCAACCAUCUCAGCCGAUUUAGAUUCACAACCUCAUCAACUGAUUUACCGUCAGUCCUUAAUACACUAUUAUAUCUUUAAGGCAGCUAGUUUCCCCGAGUCUUUAUGUCGUUCCAGAUAUACUAUAUUGAUGUUCGCCAACAAAUACACAAAAGGGAUUUACACUUUCCAUCAAUAUUUUAUACCCCAGUGAUAUUCAGUCUUACCUUAUUUAUAUCAUUUCACUUGUGAGCUGCAUUACGUUCAUUGGAUGGUAAAGUUAGCUAACAUACCAAUUAAACUAUACCUUGUUUAGUUACCUCGGUUCACCACCAUGAAGAACCUGGGAUCAGUGGAUGGCCGUUUUGUCCUAGUAUGGGACUACUCAGCAGUGUGCAUCCAUGAUCCCGCGAGAUUCGGACCCAGGACCUAUCAGUCUCGCGCGCGAGCGCUUAACCACUAGACCACUGAGCCGGCAUCCAACAGUGUUAAUGUCUAACUUCAACUAAUCCACGAAAUUGCUCCACCGUACACCAUUGUCUUCAGUGAGCUGAUAUCUCACAACAGAUCUGGUUGAACUCCACUGGUGACGGCUUCUCACUAGAACUCCAAGAAAUACCUCUAUUGAAAUUACUAAAAUUUCCACAAAACCCCUUCUGAUAAUUUUAGAUUAGUUAAAAAUAUUUUUUCUUAAAAGUAGCGAUGUAUUCUUGGUAAAUAAUAAUUCACAAGUCAGGCGUUGUCUUCUAUUAUUUCUAUUUUUCAAUAAGACU
Molecule: messenger RNA, 8898 nt
Organism: Schistosoma haematobium
Lineage: Eukaryota; Metazoa; Platyhelminthes; Trematoda; Strigeidida; Schistosomatidae
Product: NAD kinase domain containing 1
Exons: 2
Coding region: 3186-4967 (593 amino acids)
Biological process (GO): signal transduction
Molecular function (GO): transmembrane signaling receptor activity
Source: RefSeq, a predicted model, not a curated record